AUGAGCGUCGCAUCGAGUCAGUCAAGGGCUCCCUUCCCCCCUUGUCAGCAUAAAGCGGGAUGGCGAGAAGCCUCGAAGAGCGCGUAUUUCGUAGGCUACGCUGCCGCAACGGGACUGGCGGCCGACAUGGCUCUCUUUAGCCGCUCUAGUGAAGCCAUCGCCACAUGCAAGGCCACGGGCAACAGCCGAAGCGCUGCGCAGCCAAUCGGGAUGCCGCUCGGCACUCGCAGCGCGGGCGAGGCUAUUCCCAACUCAGGGGUGCGAGGCUACGACCCCCCGCGACUCUCCCAGAUCAUCCUCGAGAACACGCGGGUUCGCUCGCCUUUCCCCACCGAAGCCGGGCCAUGA
This is a messenger RNA of Trichoderma aggressivum f. europaeum, 348 nucleotides long. RefSeq lists its product as uncharacterized. The record is from RefSeq and is a predicted model, not a curated record. NCBI's taxonomy places the organism in Eukaryota, Fungi, Ascomycota, Sordariomycetes, Hypocreales, Hypocreaceae. The transcript has a single exon. Bases 1 to 348 code for a protein of 115 amino acids.